AUGAGCUUUCUCUCUCACUUUAUUUUUAUAUUCAUUCUCCUUUUAUUUUUCCUUUCCAUUCCUUUCUUUCUUGUUUCUUUCAUUCUAUUCCUUACUUCGUUCUUUCCUUACUUCUCAUUCAUUCUUUCUUUCUUCAUUAAUUUUUCUUUUCCUUCUUCUUCUUUUUCUUCCUUCCUUUCUUCCUUCCUUCUUUCCUUCCAACAUUCAUUCUCCAUUUAUUUCCUUGCUUCAUCUUUCUUUCUUUCUUUCUUUCUUUCUUUCUCCGUUAAUUUUUCUUUCUUUCUUUCGUUCAUUCUUUCUUUCUUCAUUAAUUUUUCUUUCUUUCUUUCUUUCUUUCUUUCUUUCUUUCUUUCUUUCUUUCUUUCUUUCUCCAUUAAUUUUUCUUUCGUUCGUUCCUUCUUUCUUUCUUUCUUUCUUUCUUUCUUUCUUUCUUUCUUCUUUUCUUUCUUCAUUAAUUUUUCUUUUGCUUCUUCUGCUUUCCUUGCUUUCUUCUUUUCUACAUCCAUCCUCCAUUUAUUUUCCCUCCUUCAUCUUUUUCCUUUCUUUUUUCUUUGUCCAUUAAUUUUUCUUUUACUUCUUCUUUUUCUUCCUUCCUUCCUUCCUUCCUUCCUUCCUUCCUUCCUUCCUUCCUUCCUUCCUUCUUUCCUUCCAACAUUCAUUCUCCAUUUAUUUCCCUGCUUCAUCUUUCUUUCUUUCUUUCUUUCUUUCUUUCUUUCUUUCUCCGUUAAUUUUUCUUUCUUUCUUUCGUUCCUUCUUUCUUUCUUCAUUAAUUUUUCUUUCUUUCUUUCUUUCUUUCUUUCUUUCUUUCUUUCUUUCUUUCUCCAUUAA
Messenger RNA from Acanthosepion pharaonis, 828 nucleotides. The record is from the annotation of a GenBank genome assembly. Lineage: Eukaryota; Metazoa; Mollusca; Cephalopoda; Sepiida; Sepiidae.